Penicillium manginii is the source of this 1422-nucleotide messenger RNA. RefSeq lists its product as uncharacterized. Bases 1 to 1422 code for a protein of 473 amino acids. The record is from RefSeq and is a predicted model, not a curated record. Lineage: Eukaryota; Fungi; Ascomycota; Eurotiomycetes; Eurotiales; Aspergillaceae. The transcript has 2 exons.
AUGGCAUCCAAGCAGAGGUCGCAUCUCCUCAUGAAGACGGUCCAGGCCUCCUCUCCGAUCGAGGUCUUAUCUAACACAUUCUGGCACCUCUUCCGGAUUUCCGUCUCGUUCGCCCUCUUGUUUGCGGACAACACCAUCCUCGUAACCGCGCUAAUUCUUGCACGUCUUCAAUAUGUGGCUGAUCGAUAUCAUAAACCACGACAUGAUCUACCGUUCUACCCCAAAACCGUGUUGAUCACGGGUAUCGACGUCGCCGACCUCGAUCUCCCCAUUCGAUCGGGCGGAAGUAUGUCCCGUACUCUUCUCACCUUCUACCGCGUCCCCAAGGAUCAUUAUAUUUCCCGCAUCCUAGACAUUGUCCAUCGCGAGAAAGUGGAUGUGUGGAUCCCUUGCUCACCCAAGGCAACCGCUAUUGAAGAUGCGACUGCCAGACAAGUGAUUGAAAGUCGGACGAGCUGCAAAUGUAUCGCUUUUGACACCGAUUUAGCCACGCGGUUCCUUCACACCGACUCUUUCGCGCAAUUUCUUACUGAGAGGAAUCUCCCUGUGGUAGAGCGUCAUCAGGUGAAUUCGCGUGACUCGAUCCACAAGAUCUUGCAUCGGUCGCCCAGCAAGUCAUAUCAGAUCCAGCGACUAGGCUCCAGCUCGAAGGAAGCUGGCCUACUUCUACCGAAACGCACACUGAGCAAGACAUACUCUGAGGUCAGCGAGAUUCAGAUCAACCAAAACUAUCCGUGGAUCCUUCAGCAGCAGACUCGACUCGGGGAAUUCUAUGCAGAUAUACUAGUGAUCCGGGGUCAUGUCCAUGCCAUUAAAGUCCGGCUUGCGAAGGCUCAAAAACCCCACUGGGGUGCAUCCCCACUGGACGAGGCGCUGGCCACGGCCAUCCAUCGUCUCAUGCAAAGCUUUGCCGUGAAGGGGGGAGCGCGUAUGACGGGGCACCUUUCAGUUCGACUCCUAGUGGAUGAAGAGUUCGACCACUCGUCCGUUCGACAUACUAUACAUAUUGCGGACUGUGUUCCGGGUGCUGCGGCUGCGGAGAAUCUCGUUCGCGAUGCGACCUGCCCUGUUGCUGGCUAUCUUGCUGUACUGGCACCUGAGCCUACGAACCAGGCUAAUUGGGAGGUGGUGGCGUCGCUAUCCCCAACUCCUCGCCCUGGAUCGAGAUUGAUUGGGAUUGAGAGUGAGAUGAUCAUUAAUUCGCCUUUGGCUUUCUUUCCUUUCAAAAUCGCCAAGCGAGCGAAGGCCCUUAUGGAGACGGAAGCGGUGCCUUUUAUCUUUUGGAGUCACCCAUUGUUCUCCUUCCAGGAUCCUUUUCCUUGGUGGUGGCAUGUGCACGUGUACCAACCAUUGCGCGAGAUAUGGUUGUUGAUGAAACAAAUCCGGGAGAUUGGGAUCGCCAAUGGGUCAUUGUGUGGAUGA